Messenger RNA from Brassica napus (rape), 1499 nucleotides. RefSeq names its product rho GDP-dissociation inhibitor 1-like. Bases 438 to 1097 code for a protein of 219 amino acids. Gene Ontology annotation, cellular component: cytosol; membrane; cytoplasm. The record is from RefSeq and is a predicted model, not a curated record. Lineage: Eukaryota; Viridiplantae; Streptophyta; Magnoliopsida; Brassicales; Brassicaceae. The transcript has 5 exons. Gene Ontology annotation, molecular function: Rho GDP-dissociation inhibitor activity; protein binding. Gene Ontology annotation, biological process: Rho protein signal transduction.
AGAAACAAAUUACAUCCGAUGCACAACAAGUUGUUUACCAUAUAUUAUUUCUUAAAUACACUAUUAUAAACGCUAACCCUUAGUUGAUUUUAAGAUUUAUUAGUUACUCAUAGACAACCCAUCUAUGUGGCACCCUAAUAGACCGUCCUCAACGUGUAACCAUUUCAACUCGCGCAUUGUAAGACUCGUACGUACAUAUUUAGCAAAUUCUGAUUUUUGGAGUGGGAUUUACAAAAUAAUAGGAUCACCGCAUGACCAUUUCUUCAAGCUCCAAAUAUACACAUUUCUCAACAAAAAACAACCAAAACUCUCCCUCUUUCAAUUGCCAUCUUUGCGCUUUGCUCGAACCCAACGGUUGACUUUAACUAAGAUCUUAUUAGAUCGGCAAGGAGAUUUUGUUUUCGUUUGUAUUCUUCUGGUAGGAGGGAGGAACCAAUAUGGGUCUGGAUGAUGAAAAUAAGAAAGGAGAAGCUUCAGGAGAAACAUCAGAUAGAGAAAAUAGGCUAAGCAGAAUGAACAGUGAAAGCUCCUUGUCUGAAGAAGACGAAGAGAGGAAGCCCGAACUCGGCCCCAUGAUCGCUCUCAAAGAACAGCUCGAGAAAGAUAAGGAUGAUGAAAGCUUGAGGAGAUGGAAGGAGCAGCUUAUCGGGGUCGUGGAUUUUGAAGACGUCGGAGAGACACCGGAUCCUGUAGUAAAGAUCCUACACUUGACAGUUAGGUCUCCAGACAGAGAGGAGAUGGUGUUGACGAUACCUGAUGAUGGAGUGCCAAACCCAAAAGGUCCUUGGUUCACCAUAAAGGAAGGAUCCAAGUACACACUUGUCUUCAACUUCCGUGUCACCAACAAUAUCGUUUCGGGCCUUCGCUACAACAAUACCGUUUGGAAAACCGGUGUCAAGGUGGAUAGUACGAAAGCAAUGCUUGGAACGUUUAGUCCUCAAGCUGAGCCUUACCAACAUGUAAUGCCUGAAGAAACGACGCCGUCUGGUAUUUUCGCUAGAGGAUCCUAUUCCGCAAGGACGAAGUUCGUUGAUGACGAUAAUAAGUGCUACUUGGAGAUCAACUACACCUUCGACAUCCGCAAGAAUUGGCAAUGAUCCACCUAAUUCAACACCUUCUUAAGUCCAAAACAUACAGACCGAAGCUCUUUUGAUAAUAUUCAUUUUUUUCUACCUUACAUUAUUUGACUUCAGACUAGAAAACUUGUUUAGCUUUGGAUUAAAUGAUCAUGAAUAAAAUUUAUCGUACGAGUAUUAAUCUAAUUUCCUCUUCACUUCUCUCGUGAUCUUUCUAUCUUGUAGAGUAUUUAUGGGCAAUGUUAUUAACAAUUAGAAAGUGAAAGAAUCGUUUGUCUUGAUUCUCCACAAUAACCAAAAACCAAACAAAUUGUCUCCAUUUCAGUCCCAAGAAGCUAAACGAUCGAAGGUGGGAUUCUUGCACUACAAGAAAGCAGAUGGAUUUAAUCGAACUCCGUCGGAAAUUUUUGAGAAAUUAUGACG